AAGUCUUGUCCUGCCGGCCCCACUGGACUGAAGCCGCUGCCAGGGGCCGCCGUGCGACAUUUAGUAGCCUGAAGCCAGCCACACAGAAGGUGCUUGUUGCUCGCCCGUCUCCAGCUCCUCCUCCCGCCGCUGGAGCCAGAAGCCGAACCUUUUCCAAUAGGCUGCUGCUGCCGCUGCUAUUCUUAACUGAGCCUUUCCCUCGCCGCCUGGCAGGCCUCUGAUCCUCUCAUUCGGACCGAUCCGUAGUUGCCAGGGACGGAGCUCGCCUCGAUCUCUCGAACAACCUUCCGGGGCCUCGGAUCAGGCUCGGUUAGGGGGCCGCACGAGGCCUGGGGUCCGGGGCUCAAGCGCACAGCGCACAGCGCGUCUCCGAUCCUCACGCAGCCACCCCGUUUGGAGGCGCCGGUCUGCUCGCUCUCCCCGGCUUCCUGUUGGCGCUGCGCAGUCCCGGCUCCAGGAGCGGAGCGGAGGUUGGGCUGGGCCGGGCCGCCCAGCCCGCCUGGCACCCGGCGCGUUAUGGAGAAGCGUGCCGGCAGGGUGAAGGAGAAGCGGCGUUAGAAAGAGCCUGGCUGUGUGAAGAAUGAUGCUCUUUCCCGCUUGAGGUGACCAGUUCUCCAUAGUGAAUUGUAAAAGAAUGUGGAUUAACCGAGUCCCCUGCUGUCUACUGGCAGUAGUGCACCUGUGUAUCUUGAACGAAUUGGCCCACAGUCAGGAAACAGAUCUUUCACAUAAGCCUCAGAGCUUGACUUGUAUAACGCACAACUUUGAAACAGUUAUCUGUUCCUGGACUACUGCCUCCACAGCUAACCUUGGAUUUAAUUAUUUGUUCUGUCCCAGAACUCCUUCUGCCCCAGCCUGUUCAGAAACGAAGGAGAAGACAGCACAGAUUAAUCAACUGAUCUCAUUUGCCUCUAUUCCAAUAGAGAUAUCCACUUUGCAUCCAUCUGGAAAAGUGAUAGCUAAAAACACAUUUUUGCUGACUGAUAAAAAUAUUUCCUUUGUUCCUCCCACUCCGCUUAUUCAUACAUUGACUGCCAACUUUUUAACGGACACGUUGAAUCUGGAGUGGUAUGAUGGUGGUUCAGCCUUUACCAUUGAAAUGGAUGCUACUUGGCAAAUUCAGAUCCUGCGUAAAAACACCAUGGAAGAAGUGGCACUGGAGUUCUAUCCUUCAAAAUUAACUGGUGAGAACACCCUUCUCCAUUGGAGCUGGAAAUCAGACUUGCCUUUUCAGUGCACCACACACUAUGUCAGGAUCCGCUGUUUUCUUCAUGAGGAAGCAUUUCCUGGGAACAAUAUGUGGAGUGAGUGGAGCCAACUUGCAAAUAUCCCUGGGAAUGAUACGGGCUCUUCCACAGGUGUGUUUCCUGUGGACAGAGUGGUGCUAGUAGGUUCCAACGUGACCUUCUGUUGUGUAUGGAAGGAGGGAGAGAGUAUACUUAGCUUGAAGUAUUCUGACCUGGACUUGAAUCACACUCGUUUCUCUGACUGGAGUGCAAUAAUCCAAGUGCAAAACGUCAGUGCUGAGAAGUCUGGGAAGAAUGCAUUUUGCACACUGAACACAUCGGCAUCCACCUCUGCAAUGGAGGGGGCUGUUCUCUUUCCAGGCUAUCCUCCUGAUGUUCCACAAAACGUAAGCUGUGAAACAUGGAAUUUAAAGGAAAUGACCUGUGAAUGGAAACGGGGAAGAUCCACUAAAUUAUAUGGCACAGAAAGAGGAACAAAAUACCUUAUAUUUGAAAGAAUAUCGGGGGGAAAUGUUACAUUUGACUCAACCAAAACUGAAGAACAUUUUCGGUGUAAUUUCGCAGUUCUGAAGAAUCAUACAACAUACAACUUCACAGUCCAGGCUUCCAAUCCUCUUGGUCGAUCAGCAGCGUCUCUUUCAAUUGAUAUAAAAAGGAGAGUUCAUCCACAACCUCCUUCUCGAUUAACUGUGAGGGACAAAAGCCCAAAUAAUGUCACCUUAUCUUGGUACCUGCCUGGCAGUUUCAUGGAUUUCAAACUUCAGUGCCAGGUUAAAGUUACCCACAACACUUUCAGAGAAGAACUGAACAUGUGGCUGGAAGGUGCAGAAGACUCACGUUACACAAUCUCUGUGGACAAGCUGCAUCCCUACACAGCCUAUACUUUCCAAGUUCGCUGUUCAGCUGCUGAGCCCCUCUUCUGGAAAUGGAGCAACUGGAGUGAGGGAGCACAGCACAGAACUCAGCAAGCCCCUCCAUCAGCAAAGCUAGAUAUCUGGCGAGAGAGAAGUCCUGAUGGUGAGACUAUAAACAUCUUUUGGAAGCCGCUUCCCAUUUCGGACAGGAAUGGCUUGAUAGAGAAGUAUGAAGUGUCUUGGUGUCUCUCAGAAACAUCCAUGAACAGGCAGGCAGUUCUGGAGCCCUUCAACAGCACCACAAUAAACCUGGGGGGAAAUGAUUGUGUACUCUUGGUGGUGGCGAAAAAUAAAGGUGGUCACUCUCCUCCUUCUCUGAUAAAUACUGCUGAAAUUCCAGUCUUUGAUGUCCCAACAGAGAAUGCAGUUUCAACAGGAGAUGGCAUUUACAUCACUUGGCAUCCUGACUUCAAUGUAACUUGUGGCUACACAGUGAGGUGGUGUCACGGACCUGAACCCUGUGCUGCUGUCAACUGGGAGACGUUUCCAAAAAAUGUGACCAAUGCUGUGAUCAAAUCUGCUCUCUUUCAGCCAGGAGUCAGAUACAUUUUUUCUCUCUAUGGCUGCAAAGACAAUGGAUACGAGCUACUGAGCUAUGUACAUGGCUACACACAAGAACUGGAUCCAGUUGUUCCACCAGUUUUUAUUGUGGAGGAUGCCACCUCAGAUUCCAUCUUAAUAAGAUGGAAGGACAUAUCUGUUGAAAAUUCCCGGGGCUUUUUAAAAGGUUAUCUGCUUCGCUUUAGCAAAGGAGAAAAGGGCAGCAUGAAACCAAAAGCUUUUGAGUCAGGUCAGUCAGAGACCUAUUUUAACAUUACUGACCUAAAACGAAACACCUUAAAAAUAUCAAAUCUCCAAGGGAAAACAAGCUAUCACCUGAAUUUAAGAGCCUACACAGCUGGUGGAAUGGGUCCAGCAAUGGACAAGUUUGUGGUUACAAAGGACAAUUCUGUAGGAUUAAUCAUUGCCAUAAUUGUCCCUGUGGCAAUUGUUAUCGUGUUGGGAGUUGUGACUAGCAUGCUUUGCUACCGGAAAAGAGAAUGGAUUAAAGAAACUUUCUAUCCUGACAUUCCAAACCCAGAAAACUGUAAAGCCUUGGAAUUCCCAAAGGAUCCAGAGGGAAAUCCUAACUCUAAAACCUUGGAGAUGAAUCCAUGUACCCCCAAUAACAUUGAAGUGGUUGAAACACAGACUCCAUGCCUGAAGAUUGAGGACACAGCUAUUACAUCACCUGUGGCUGAAGAACUUCCGGAGGAUGGCUUUGACUUGGAAACGGAGAGCCACAUUGUUGUCUCCUACUGCCCACCAAUCAUCGAGGAGGAGAUCUCUAAUCCACCAAUCGAUGAACCUGUGGGGUCUUCCCAGGUCGUCUACAUUGACAUCCAGACCAUGUAUCCGGCUCCAGUUAAGCCAAAGGAAGAACUAGAAGUUGAUUGUGUGGCUGCAGCAGGCUACAAGCCCCAAAUGCAGCUGCCUGUGAACCGCUUGAUUAAUAUGGAGGAUUCAUCAUCUGUUGAGGAGGACAUGGACAAGGCUGCGGGCUACAGACCUCAAGUGAAUACUCCCUCCUGGAACACAGGCUGUCCAGAUUCUCCUAGAUCCAUUGAGAGCAACAACGAAAACACCUCAUUUGGGAGCCCUUGUUCAGUUAAUUCUCGGCAGUUUUUGAUCCCACCCAAAGAGGAUGAAGACUCCCCCAAAGCUAUUAAUACCGGGUGGUCCUUUGCUAACUUUUUUCACAACAAGCCACAUGUUUAGCCUUGGGAUGGUAAUGGUUGCUCUGAAAGCGGCUCUUUGCUGAUCCGUCUGGAGACACCAUAGCAGAGGGCUUAUAAUUUUAUUCAGUGAAACUAAAGGUUAACCUUGUUUUAAGUUAACACUGGAAGUGGCAAUGUUCAUUUUGGAUGACAGAGAUGUUAAUUGACCCCAGUAGGGGAUAGGUGUUCUGAACUAACCCUUUAUGAAACCAAAGAGUAGCAAGAGCUCUGGAUUUAGUUUUUUUGGGGGGGGGGAGUUUCCCCCCAACUCCGCAUUGUCAGUAGAACAUAAGGCUUUUCUUUUGUGACUUUUCUGGUUUCCCAUUUUGACUAGUGAGGGGGAAUCAUUACAAGCAUUGUUCCAAACACAGUUAGGUGGUUUGUUCAACUUUAGAGGCAAUGAUGCAUGCCAGGUAUGUCCAGGAUUGGGGCUUUGUUGCGUAGUCAAAGAUAUAUUUUUCUUUUCAAAGUUUUUUUUAUAAAAUGAUUCUGGCCAACCAAACACUACAAUACUGAAACACUACAUUUCUGCAGCUGUUGGUGGUUUUAAGGCCCUGUUCCUCAACCUGCUCUGUAGCACACCUUGUUGCCUCAGGCGAUGCAUUCCCAUGGGCUUCUGUGAAAUUAAACCAGUUUGUAUGGAAGAGCUCCAUCUUUAAGUAGCUUGUCAGCUACAGCUAUGCCUAUCUGCAGCAUUAGUUCUACAAGCAUGGACACUCCUUCCUGUACUUACUGUAUAAGUGUAUAUGCAAUAGAUGACUCAGGGGUUCAAACACAAGUAUGACACUGAUUUUAAAAUCUCAGUCAGGAAUAGAUAAAUGCAUUAAAACUCCAGCUUUUUUAGCAAUGUUUUAAAUAUAAAAUGUGACUGCUGUAUCUUGACCUCAAGUAGUUGUGCUAGGUGAGAACCCAUCUCCUUAACAUGCUACAUUUCUUUUCUGUGGAGGGAUAUUUUUGUUUGUUAUUUGAAGAUCAUUCAGUCAUGUGAGCCUCCACCUGCAACCUGAAGUGGUUGAGGCACCACUUGUGGAUAAACAGAUUUAUCUCCCUAGGGAGCACUUGCCCAUAGUUAACUGCACUUGCCCUGGUAGCUCCCUGCGUCUCAGACGUAUGUUUCCAGGAGAGAUCUGUGAACGCAAGAAGAGCCUGCUGGAUCAAGCCAGGGGCCCAUCUAGUCCAGCAUCCUGGUCUCACAGUGGCCAGCCAGAUGCCUACAGGAAGCCCACAAGCAGGACCUAAGGGUAACAGGACUUUCCCCUUUUUCAGUUUCCAGCAACUACUAUUAAGAGGCAUAUUGCCUCCAACAGUGGAACAACAGUCUUCCAUAGUAUUUCUCCUGCACAACCACCAUAACAAUAAUCAGGGCAAACUCAAGGAUUGUUUUCCAUCCAUAGUUUCCAUGGAAAACUGUUGCUCCUAGGGGGAAAGGCCCACUGUGAAUACAUUUUCAUGUAUAAAUAAAUAGAGCCUCCUCUUCCUCCUGAAUUUCCUUGCAAGUAUUUGCCCAGAAAACAAGCAGAGGGGAGAUCUUGUUUUGUAUGCAUGUACUCUGGAAUACUUCUUUAAAACCACCACAGAACUCCUUAUUUUUUCUUCUUCAAAUAAAGUUCUUUGGCAUACAAGCAGUCUUAAAACAAAGCUAAAUCAGAUCUUGGCAUUUACAGUAUAUUUCUUGCUUUUGCAAGUCUGCAAUUACACACUACUUACAGGGCUGGUAUUUAUGCAUACGUAGAAUAUAUAUGUUUGAGGUAUAUACAGACCUCUUUCCAAUUUCCUCAUUGGCAACUGCCUGUUCAAUUGUUUGUAGGUAAUUUUUUAGAAAGCAAGUCAAGAGAUCAAUGUACUAGGCCUGCUUCAGCUCUGAGCUACUGAAACUUACAUAUAAGCCCAAUUACAUUGGUGGUCUUUUCAUGGUAUGGGCCUCUGUUUUCCAGCUGCUUUGAAAUAAAUAUACUGUCUGUAUUCAGGACUACCAUAUUUUGAAUGGCCGUUCUAAGAGACUUUGUGCAAAAUUUGGUGGAUGUGAAUGGAAAUGUUCUAGCGUUGAGUUAUUGUCAUCAGAAGGAAGUCACGUUUGUGCAGUGCCUUUUUAAUGUGGAGGAGUCUUCCUUUAUUACUUUUGGUAACUGAGGACCCUUGCCCCCACCCCCCACAUACACACUAUUUCCAGCACCAAUCAGUAUCCCUGUUUUUGUUCAUGUGGCAAUAGUGCUUGGCUCUCGUGUCCUAAACACUGGUUGGUUAACCCUAUUUUCAUUUACUCUUAAGUAGGGGUAGCUACAUUGGCUGGUAGUGACAUCAAACAUUCCUUAAAAUCUGAAGGUAUGUGUUUUUUAACAAGCAGAGUGCCUUUUAUGUUCUUAAGCGGCUUGUAAUGCAGCUUUUUCAGGGCUUCUUUCAGGAAUUGAAUUUGCUCGCUGAAAGCUCUUCCUAAUGUGCGGUGAAAUUAUAUGUAUUGUAUCAUUUGUAUCAUCCUGCUAAGUGUUACAUGAGAAGUUUACCAUUUUACCAAAUGUGUGGUGAAAAGGCAGUCUGUAUCCACCAGUAUGAGUUUACCAUGUAGAUUUCCUUCAUUCUAAAGUCAGUCAGCUGGGUGGACAGAAGCUACUCCAUUCCAGCUGAAGAUAAUGGUAGUCUUUUUUAAAAUAUCAUUCUGUCCCAUCCUCAGUUAGAGAAUUGGCCUAUAUCAAGAAAGUAGUCCAUCGCAGUAUAUUUGAGAGAUAUAUAAAAGACUUCGAAAGUUGUAUACAAAAGUCAAAUGCCUUGAAACUUGUAAUGUUUAGUUACCAUGAAACUGCAAAUUGGUCUAAAACUUCUUGCAACAUGUUGGCUUUUACGCCUUUAAAAAAUUAAGAAUUAGCCCGAACUAGUGUUCUAGUCUUUGAAGUGUGUGUCAGAUAGCAAAUAUAUCCCAAGGGGCUCAGAUGAAAUGUUAUGUUGUCUUUUCUACAGGAGUUCUGAGAAAUAUUUCUAAAAGACAGUUUGGCACCUAUUUCAUGAGGUGGGGGAAAUUGCAUCCUGGCUCCCCUUUUAGUAACAUUUUAAACUUUAUUUUCUGCCAUGCAGUUAAUUCUGGAAGGAUUUUUUUGUUGGUUUUUUUAAAAAUUUGAGCCGUAUGUUUUUAUAUGAGGUUGUUUUUGUAAUUUUGUUUUUAAAAACAAAACUUUUGAAGGGCAUCAUGGCAUUUAAGUCGUAUCUUUUGUUGCUUUGGGUUGAAAGAUGGGGAGGGAAGGGACUGUGAAUCCUGUGUGUGUGUGUGUGUGUGUGUGUGUGUAAGAGAGUGAGAGAUGGCACUUUUAAAGUGUUUUAGGAUGUACAUUUUAUAGAAAUUUGCAUACGAUAUACCUCACAAAAAUGAUGUGUUGCAGCUUUCCUCAACCUGCUGUCCUCCAGAUGUUUUGGACUACAAUGCCCAUCAGUUCAAAGUGUCUGGAGGGCAUCAAGUUGGGAAAAGCUGAUUUAGCAGAUGUAGUAAGCUAUAGUGCUGAGAGCAAAGUAGUGUGUUUUCACCCUCUAAAUCACUUUCUUCCCUUUCAUGUGAAGAUCUUGGAAUAAUUUUUCUGUGUGUUCAGUGGUGGUGACUAUGCAAGAGAAAUGAGUGGGUGGAUUCUUAAAAUGCUUGCAAAACUGUUGAGCUACUUUUACUACUAUAAACAGCAGGGACUACACCAAGGUGCAUUAUACCUCUUUUGGAGUGCCCAUGAUUGUCUUUUAGAGUACACCUUCAUUAGAGUGCACUUGUGAAGAAAAGUGUUUCUGAUGCCCGAUGUCAAAACGCUGGAAUGUUUUAUCCUGUAGUGGGUCCCUGCCUGCCAAUAGCAUGGGCCACUGUAGGUGACUAGCACAAGUUGUCCGUUUGAAUGGCAAACAUUGGGAAAGGGCCAUAGCCCAGUGGUAGAGCAUCUGCUUUGAAUGCAGAAGGUCCAUGGUUUCAAUCCCUUGCAUUUCCAGGCAGGGCUAGUAGGAAUGACCCGUCUCUGGAUAGCCGCUACUAGCCAGUGUAGACAGUACUGAGCUAGAUGGGCCAAUGGCCUGACUCAGUGUAAGGCAGCUUCCUAUGUAGAUAUUCACUGGUUAGGAGAGUGUCUGGAGAAAAGGGUUCUUCUGUCUUACUCCAGAAUGCUUUCUGUACUCCAGAAUACAAAACUAGGGAUGCGGAAGCUGCCAUGGAGACAUCCAAACAUUGUUUGCCAUCUGUCUCUGAAAAGGGUUUUCUUGUAUGGAAGGGAAGAAGAGGGGAAUGGGUAGGAAGAUGGCUGACUGCUGUUUCAGAAAAGCCCUAUUGGAAGACUUGAUUUCCUUGAAAGUCCAUUUUUUUCAGUAGGGCUUGUGCUGUUGCACUCUGAAGGUAUAGUGUGAAUGCGCCUUUCUAGCACUUCAAGACAUUAAAGAUAUGGGCCUCCAUUGGUCUAAGCUGUGUGUAUAUGGAUUUCAGUUUUAUUGUGCGCCAUAAGGUUUCUGUGUAUCCACACUUGUUGUGGCUGUGGGUUAGCUGGACCCCAGGCCAUUGGUGUGUUCAGAUGUAGAGAUCUGAACAAGAACCCUUUAGAGAGGGAACAGUUCCUAGAGCACUUAUUUAUACCAGUGGUUUUCAGAUGGACCCUCAGUUAAAAGAUCAGCAGUGGUGCGCAACCGUCUCUGAAGAUACACUACUGCUCUUCCUGGCAAUGUGCACAUGUAGAGGAGUGUUUGUAUUUUAGGGUACACUCUCAGUUCACAUGGGGUGAGGCCAAAGAGGUCUGGGCUCUGGACAGGCCUAGCGUGCACCAAGCCAUUCAAAUAUGCUGCAGGAUCCUCUGCAAGACUUAACGGGGUUGCUCAGCAGACCUGUUCAUGUGGAGCAUGUUUGCUGACAGGUAGGAUGUUUGCAAACCACUUACUUGCACCAAUUUAGGUGGAACUUCAUUAUUGCGAAUGGUUUGUGAAUUGUCCCCUCUAUGCAUGGCAGGGGUGGGGAGAAAAGGGUGGUUGGUGUUUUUUGGGGGGGGCACUUUCCCUUGUGGUUGCCUUGAGGCCUUCCUUGUGAAUGUGAAAUCUCCUGCAGUGAGAUUAAGCAGACUCAAAGAAAGUAGGGUUGGAGAGUUGUGUUGGGUGGAAGCAAAAAUGGGGUAGGGAAGGGACUUUGUGAGUAAAGCAAGUUACAUGUAUAUGAUGUGUUUUUAUAGUUCAGUAUGUUCUAAUGUUUUUAUUAAAAAUGUAAAUAGCAUAUUAAAUGGAUAAUAUGUAAUGGCUGGGAAGCUAAUUUCAAUACUUAAAAAAAUAUUAAAUGAGCAUUGUAACGUUGAACUGACUGGAAGUUUGAAAUGUUGCCUGUGUUUUUUUCCUGCAAGCAAUUUGGCCUUACCUAGCCUUGCUUCCUAUUUCUGUACAUUGGGCUGCUGAAUUUGGUCAUUUGAUGCCGAAUCACUCAGGUAUCACUGUCUCUCUUAAGCAAACCUAUGUGAUGUAUGCAAAUGAAUGUACUUCUAUUGCGCAUAUUUAUAUCUCGGGGAUGUCUUUUUGAGACUACUUCCAAUCUCACACAGUGCCCUUGGAAUUUAGAAACUUAUUUCUUGAUUGUGCCCCAGUAAAAGGAGGACAUGCCACUUUGGGAGUUGCAAAAUUAGAAGUCUGCGAGUUGACAUCUAGUCAUCCCCUGAUAAGGGUGCAUCCCAAAUGCCAUAACUUCUUUGGGUUGGGAGGUUUCCCUGUCUCCUGCUGCUGAUUAGUGCUGUCAAGGUUUGUUGCACUGAACAUCUUGAGUAUGUGUGCAAAGAAAGACAGGUGGGAGGGCAGUGUUUGUUUCCCCCCCAUAACAUCCAAAUGAUGGAACCAGUCAUUUGCAACCAUGACUGUCUCGGUGAAAUCACCCAAGUAGGAACGUGGAGUGGAGGAUUAAUAUCAGGGAAACCACAAUUGGGGAGGAGGGGGGAGUGGUAAAGUGUAGCAUUAAUACACUAAAUUUAGCGUGAACAUAAAGCUAGUUUGCCUGGCUGUUUGUAUGACAGUGUACUGCUUACGCCUGUAAUAUGCAUGUAUUAAGAAUUUGUCAAGAGUAUUGUCAUGGAGUUCAAUAAAUGUGUAUUUUCUUACUCUUCAGAA
Messenger RNA from Rhineura floridana, 9999 nucleotides. It is a transcript of the gene LIFR, whose product is annotated as LIF receptor subunit alpha. Gene Ontology annotation, cellular component: external side of plasma membrane; signaling receptor complex; membrane. Lineage: Eukaryota; Metazoa; Chordata; Lepidosauria; Squamata; Rhineuridae. Bases 635 to 3919 code for a protein of 1094 amino acids. Gene Ontology annotation, molecular function: oncostatin-M receptor activity; ciliary neurotrophic factor receptor binding; cytokine binding. The transcript is spliced from 20 exons. Gene Ontology annotation, biological process: cytokine-mediated signaling pathway; positive regulation of cell population proliferation. The record is from RefSeq and is a predicted model, not a curated record.